UUAAGCUUACGCGAGCUAUUCACAUAAAUGAUAUGUUGAAAUGGACAAUUAUCACAAACCAACUAUAAACAAUCGUAUGUUACAAAUGGUUCUGUCGUGUUAAAAUGUACAGAAGAAAGAAGACUAUAUGGAAGACCCAAUUUUAUUUCAAACAUGAAAGUUACUAAGAAAAUAUAGCAAUUGUAAUAGGAGCAAAUAAAUGGCGUACCCAAUAGACAUCCAAACUGCAAAACCAACGCAGAAAAUGUCGAGAAACUCAAAUCCUUACCACAUAAAGCGACCAAUGAACGCAUUCAUGGUAUGGUCAAGAUUGCAGAGGAAGAAGAUAUCUCUGAUGAAUCCGAAACUGCACAACUCCGAGAUAUCGAAGAGACUCGGACAUGAAUGGAAGAGUUUGGACGAAACGGAGAAAAGACCGUUCAUAGAUGAAGCGAAGAGAUUAAGGUUGAAGCACAUGCAUGACUACCCAGACUACAAAUACCGUCCGCGUCGAAAGAACCGAAUAGAACCAACGUAUAGUAAUCCUGCUAUCUACAGUAGAGAGGCGUUCGUUGAGAUAGAACCUCGAGCUGAUCAAAACUAUCAGAUCCCAGUGAAUUACACUGAACAUCAGUUUAUGUAUAACAAUAUGAUCAGUUACCCUGUACCGACGAUUUCUCAAACAUCGUUUGUGCCGACAACAAUCAGGCCAAAGGAGGAGGCCCUACCUAGUUUAGAUUUAAGGCCUUUACCAUCUAUAGAGAGUAUUUCCCCGAGGCCUUUCGCUGUCGUCAACCAGCAGAUGAUGGUGAAAGCCUAUCAGGACUUACAUUACGUGCCCGGUGACGUCACCAGAAUUUCAUAUUAUCCGUUCGGUGUUCAAUAGAUUAACUUUUUUUGUUAUCGGAAGUUUUAGCGAUGCAUUUGUUAUAUUCACUCACGUUAUCCGAAAAUUUUAACAAGUUUUUAACCGCCAUAGUUUC
Molecule: messenger RNA, 962 nt
Organism: Papilio polytes (common Mormon)
Lineage: Eukaryota; Metazoa; Arthropoda; Insecta; Lepidoptera; Papilionidae
Gene: SoxB3
Product: sex-determining region Y protein-like
Exons: 1
Coding region: 200-865 (221 amino acids)
Biological process (GO): regulation of DNA-templated transcription; cell differentiation; anatomical structure morphogenesis
Molecular function (GO): RNA polymerase II cis-regulatory region sequence-specific DNA binding; DNA-binding transcription factor activity, RNA polymerase II-specific
Source: RefSeq, a predicted model, not a curated record